Molecule: messenger RNA, 1054 nt
Organism: Penicillium samsonianum
Lineage: Eukaryota; Fungi; Ascomycota; Eurotiomycetes; Eurotiales; Aspergillaceae
Exons: 2
Coding region: 1-1005 (334 amino acids)
Biological process (GO): peptidyl-serine phosphorylation; peptidyl-threonine phosphorylation
Molecular function (GO): protein serine/threonine kinase activity; ATP binding
Source: RefSeq, a predicted model, not a curated record
AUGGAUAUCCGACGCCAAUUCCCUAACGUGCACUGGAUCUCGAGAGGAGGUAUCUCUUUCGUUUACGAGGUCCACCCUCGCAUUGCGCUCAAGGUCCCGAAGUCAGGAGAAUUUGAAAGGGAACAUUUCGAUAAAGAGCUCGAGAUAUACCGGAUCUUCUCCCAGAAUCCGCCUUGCCGUUCUAUUGUGCAGUGUUUCCUCAUUUCAGGCAACGGCAUCUUCCUCGAGUACAUGAGAGAUAUGUCGCUUUUCCAUAGGAUACAAGAAAACCAUAUCCUGGAUAGACAAACUAUGGUGGUUACUAAAGUGGAAAAGUUGGUACCCCUACCCCCACGAAAGGAAUGGAUGAACGAUCUUGCUCAAGCCGUCGCAUUCCUGGAAUCACUUAACCUCGCUCAUGGUGACCUACGACCUGAAAAUAUCCUACUUGAUCGUGACCGACUAAAACUAUCCGACUUUGAUUCUGCAGCGAAAAUCGGAACGAAGUACGAAGCUUGUAUGGCUCCAUAUGGCAGAAUAUUUAAUAACAACGAGACGGACCAAGGAAAUCGUGGAACUCCUGGCUUCCUCGGUUCUCGGACAGAACAGUUCGCCCUCGGUUCCCUGUACUAUUUGAUAAACUACGGAUUUGAAGUCUAUGGAGAUCGAUGUCUUACCGAUGACCCUUACGAUCAUGGUCCUAAGGUCGUGGACUUGCUACAGAAUAUGGAUUUCCCGAAACUGGAUGGCAAUCCACUGAUUGAUAAAAUCAUCAGCAAAUGUUGGCAUAACCAAUAUGUCACAGUUGCAGAACUGGCGUUGGAUACAAAAUGGCUUUUGAAUGAAGGAACCGAAGCGGAAGGAAGUAACGGAGUGGGAAACAGAGAGGAAGGAAAUAGAGAGGAAUUUCUGUGGCAAAAGGAAUUUUGUCAGGACCUGGAGAGACGUAGACUUCUCGACUUGCUUUCUUCGGGUGAGCCUGAGCAGAUUGGUUUUACUUUCGAUUGGUAUAGGCAUAGUAUCUGAGGUGAACUGAUUGAGGAGGCGUUCUAUCGAUGAAUAUGAUGGUUACAAA